CAAGUUCAACAUUAGAAAGCAUAAAGCGAAUCUUGUUGGUCUUCUUGAUGCAGCUUCUAAAAAUAUUUCAAAGAAAUGAUCGUCUCCAAACACCACACACCCGCUGACGUGCGGCGCAUUUUGUUCCAGGAAACGCCGGAAUUGCGCACGCAACCACGGGAAUUUUUCAACAUCACCGGGAAAGCUUUUCUCCGCAUUCGGGAGGAAAAGGACAUCGGUUUCGUCUUCGGCCAGACCAUCGAAGACUCCUUGCCGCACCACGAAACAGUAUGAGCUGCAAAAGUAUCGUACUAGUAGUAAUUGCAGUACAAAUUAGCUCAGCAUCACAAAUGGAAUUUGUCAUGCUGUUUUACCUUGGGAUGGAGAUUUGUAAUGCAUGAUCGGGAUUACUUUUGCACAGGAUAAACAGAAGACAUCGACGACAUCAAGUACCGCCUACUCCUCCUCUCUUCCCGGUCCCGACGCCAAGCACUCCGGUCGCAGCUAGAGGGCUCCGGGCUGGCCGAAGCGUUUGAAAAGGCGAGCUUGAUUGCGGGGGGAUCUGGGAUCAUGCCGUUGUUUUCCUCGCCGCCAGUGGCCGGGACGAAGAACAUUGAACAGGAACAUCUUCAAGACUUGAACACAGAAGAUGAUGACACCCCAAGAAAAGACGAUGCUGCGCAAGGGCGACAGCAGGCCGAAGAUGAAGUGGACUCGGUACAAGAUAGCGGCGCGACACAAGUUGACAAAAUGAUAAAUUCCGCUGCGGUGAAGAAAAAGAGCCGGCUGUCUCUGAUGAAGCGCGGUCGGGCAAGUGGCAUCGGAGUGAGCGGUUUGGAGCAGUACUACAACAGCAGUAGUUCAUCACCUGGCGUACUUUUGGUCGGCAACAGCCCAGCCUCGAGCUCCACGUCGCCCGUGAUGAACAAGAAAAUGAUGGUGAAAACAAGCGCGCGAAGCUCGGUUUCUAGUGCAGGCGCGACGUCAACCCGGAGGCCGCUAGCAGGAUCUACUUCAGACGCCGGGCACUACCAGGGCACGAAGUUUUUGUACUUUCCGGAAAAGCGGCGCGCGUCUGGAACUACAACUGGUCCUCGCGCAUCGAGGAAGAGCGGGACGACCACGACUCCAGUAGCUGCCACAAAGAACACGAGAAACUCCGCACGGUCUUCCCAAGUGACCGGAAUGAAUCGUCCGAACGGCCGCGGCGCUCCGAAGGCGAAAGCUCAGCGGCCACUGACACUCGCGGAGAAGCAGCGGCAGCUGGCUCGGGAGGAGGCAGUGAGGGUGAAAAUGAUGGGCACCAUGCUUGGCGGGCUGCGGGGCGCGGAACUUCUAGGGAACGCUGACAAUCCUGCUCUACGGUAUGAUGUUGACCAAGACAACGAAGUGAGUGACAGGACCGGCCCUCCGGGGUCAACAUCUCCUCCAGGAAACAACAACAACAAAAACACCACUCAGCGCCAGCGCCGCACUAUUACCCGCGAGGAAAAGGAGGAGCAACUACGGCAGAGCAACCUGGUCAAAAAUACGAACAAGUUCUCCGACGGGCUCGCAGGCACGAGUUUGGAGUUCAAUACGAGUUAUAAUCGCGAAGUAGAUGUUGGAGCCGCUGCUGCAAGGUCGAGGAGUCAGGCUUUCACGACGUCGUCAAAAGGACCAGCAAACCAGCUGAAGUCUCAAUUGGCGAAGCACAUUCACGUUGCGUCUCUACCAGAUUUUAAAGUGUACUUCUGCCACGAGUGCGUGAUGAAACACGACGACGCGAAGUUGCGAAACGUGCUGGAGAGGGCGUUUCAUCAAGGAAAGGUAGAUGUUUUUUUUUAGGUAGAAAUUCUGUGAUGCUGUAAAUCUUUGAGAGGUGCUUUUUCUUUUUGUCAUGCCCAUGAGUGCAAUCGCGCUUGAGAUUGUCAGGAAUAUAAAGCAAGUCAUCAAAAAAUCAGAUUGAUUUGCAAACCGAUGCCGCGUGCAACCAGGACUGCAUUCAGUGCCGCAAGCUUCUGAACACGAAAGCGGUCGUCGACUCCGUCUUUCCAUCGGAGUUGAAGGACUGCCUCACGUCGGCAGACGCUUUCAACGAGUGGAUCCGGCAAAACCGGAACAAAGCCAGCUCCUCCCACACGGGGAACCUGCUCGGCCCCGAUGUCUACACCGCCUCGGCGUUUUUGCAGCACCACAGGAAGUCCGCGCGGUUGGGGGACAAACUUCUCGGCGGGUGGCGACACCGGGAGGACACGUUGCAACUGACCACCGCGACGGGGAACGAUGGGCAGCCGGUGUCCGUCGUGAUGAGCACGCACGACCGAGAGUUCAGCACCGGGCACGGAAACAACCCGAACAACACCGCCGGCGCGAUGCACGCCACCGGGGCAGCCCGGUCCAACGUGACCACCCGGUAUCACCCGCAUUUGUCGGUGCAGCGGUCGGCGGCGGAAGCCUACGACAUGGCCAAAGCAGUGUUGGCGAACGACGAGCCGUACUUUGGCGAAGGUGAGAACGAAAGGGGGGUGUUUGAUCAGCAGCAAGGGCAAGGGGCGGUCGUACUAGGGGCAAGAACUGCAGCUGCCGGAGGUGAUGCAUCUGGACCUACACAUCAACAAGCAGAGCGCGUGUACCUCUUGAACCUGAACCCGCAGACCUGGGUUUCCCGCGCACCGGACUUUUUGGUAGAAAUACUCGCCAAGGACAAGAAGCUCGGGCAGGGAAAAUACCUCCCGAACGUGACCCACUUGAAAACGGCGGGCAGGACGCCGGAGGAGGUGCACAUGUGCAACUUCCGGGUCGCGGAGAAGACGGUGAACGAGGUGGAACUUCUGUGCUCUGUAUGAGAGUGACUCCCCCUCCCCCGGAUUUGUCAUGCAAAACCCCAAAUGCAAGAGCUUACCUUUGGCACUGUUUGCAUGACAGAUUCCGGAAGCCCAAACAGUACUACACUAGGCGCAUGAAUUUGUCAUGCACAAGCUCCGCGUGUGCUGGUGUUUGUAUUGCUGUCCAUGCAAUACAAAUGAGGGGGAGGGGGGGUUGUGCACUCUCAUACUCUGCGCAGAUGUUCGACAGAGCGUCCACCCUGCUUACCGAUGGACUCACGUACGAAAAACAGGGACUACUGCGGAAAGAGGCGACCUAUCCUGUGCAAAAGUAUCGUACUCGUAGUAAUUGCAAACAUGCAUUAAUACAAAUCUCCAUCCCAAGGUAAAACAGCAUGACAAAUUCCAUUUGUCAUGCUGAGGCGAUUUGUAAUGCAAUUACUACGUAGUAUGUUUGUUACUUUUGCAAUGCAUACGACCUGCAUCCGGUUGAUUUUUCUCCGAAUCACUCUGGCGGAACCCCAUGCCGCGACCAUCGAGCCGCCGUUUACCGUCAGGGUCAGUAUGCGGCCGGCGUUCGGGGGCGAGGUUGUGCCGGUGUACGCGUCUGGACCAAUUGCGGUCACGCACUCGAAGUUGAUGACCAAUCGGUUGUUAGGGCACGAGGGCCACGCGGCCGUCGCGGUGGACAUCUUCAUCCCGAAGGUGGAGGACGUGCCGUCGGCCCCGGAGGCAGAUCCGUUCUUGGCCAGAGCCGCGACGCUGCGAUCGAAAAUGCUCUUUGAGAACGACACGAGGGCGAAGCCAGGUAUGAUAGGGCAUCGAUUUAGUUUGGUUUUUUACCGUGACCACAACGACAUUUUUGAAUUUACGCUGGUGCAUUGCCGAGGUACGUGCCAACUGGUAUAAUUCCUCAUUCAUCCAAACCACAGGCAGCAAGUCCUUGUCGAUGGGCCGUGUGUUCGAGUACGGCGGCGACUUGAAAGAAUUCCCCUGCCUCCGCGACCUGGAAGCCUGGUUUCACUUGAUCCAGUGGCACAAAAUUCGGGCGGCGACGGAGGCGAACGCCAUGCCGUACUUGUUCCCCAUUCACCUCCCAACCUUCCGUUCCGACGAGGAUUUUGUCGUCUCUAUUCUGAGUAAAAACGUCCCCACCCCAGAGUUCUCAUGCAAAUCUGCAUGCCAAAAAAGUUUCUCAUGCGGAACCCCAUGAGAACCAUUUUUAGUCGUGUUUGGGAAUUUGUGAUGCUAGAAUCAGCAUGAUAUGCUAGAUCUGUUAUGCUUUUGAACAAGCUAAACUAACAGGAUUACACUACGAAGACAAACUUGUCAUGCGAAACAACCAAAGCUGGUGGAUUUGUAUAGCAGAUUUCGCAACAUCUUGACUGUGGUGUGGGGACGUUUUUCCUCAGGAUAGUCCCUCCGGAAGUCGUGUCCCUCCUCCGCGACGAUGUCGCCUGGCAGGAGGCGUACAGCCGGUGCGUGGAGAUGGUGGUAGGCGCCUGGGGCUACGACCUCCUACAGAACCGGACCACCUGGCGCGUGGACCAUAGUUCUAAUCGCGCGAAUGUAGACGAUAAAGUGCUGAACAGUCGGGAGCUCCGCGGGUUCCAUCCGGGGGGCUCUGGGAGACACCAGUACAGUCCGGACAGUUGGAAACUGAGGCACUUGCUGUUGUCUCUGCGCACGUUCAAAAUCGGGAAGUUAUACGAGAUCGUCAGCGAAAUCGGGCAGGAUCUACUGCGAGACGGGGUUCUGUUGAAUCUGAAAGACCAGGGCCUGGAGGAAGCCUUGCAUGCGAACAAGAAGGACAUCCACGUCGCGCGGGUGUGGUUGGAAAGUAAGUUGUGGGAGGACUACCACAAGAAAUGGAUACCGUCGUUAGAAGAGUUGUUGUUCGUGCCGCUGGGGAAAUAGUGUCUUGUAAGAUUUGAAUGAGAACAAUUUCAACAAUAUUGUGAAAGCGAGGACACGACCUACCGCAUAAGAUUCCACGACGGCAGGCAGCUGCAAAAGAAAAGCUAUGAAAUUUUUCCAAGAAUCUGAAUCAGAACGCUUUCAAAGAGCAUAAGGACGCCGUCGCUUGAC
Messenger RNA from Amoebophrya sp. A120, 4874 nucleotides. The record is from the annotation of a GenBank genome assembly. NCBI's taxonomy places the organism in Eukaryota, Dinophyceae, Syndiniales, Amoebophryaceae.